AUGCAAACAUCAAACUAUGGCUCGCUGCCAACAUCACGCUCCGCCGUUGUCUUGGGCAAUGAUGAGCGCCUCCGCAUCGAGCGCCAUCUGCCGCUGCCCGCACUGCGACCCAACGAGGUCCUGGUGCAGGUCAAGGCCGUGGCCAUCAAUCCAUGCGAUUACAAGAUGCACCAAAGGUUCCCCUGUCCUGGGGCGGUCGACGGUUGCGAUUUUGCAGGGGUGAUUGUCGGGGUCGGGCCUGAGGUCCUCAAGUUCGGACUUGGCGACAGGGUCUGUGGGGCAGUUCACGGCUCGAACCCUCUUCGGCCCGAGUCGGGCUCCUUCACCGACUACAUGACGUCCGAGUCCGAGUUCACGCUUAAAAUCCCAGCCGGCUUGUCGUUCGAACAGGCCGUGGGGAUGGGCGUGACAGGUAUAGGGACGUUGGGCAUGGCGUUGUUCAGGACGUUGCAGCUGCCGGGGAGCCUGGACCGGCCGGCGACGAAGCCGCGAACAGUGCUCGUGCACGGUGGUAGCUCCUCAGUAGGGACCAUGGCCAUCCAGCUUCUGCGACUACUCGGACACGUACCCAUAGCUACUUGUUCUCCCAAAAACUUUGCACUUGCCCGAAGGUUCGGCGCAGAGGAAGUCUUUGACUACAACUCUCCGGACUGCGCCGCAGCCAUCAAGGCCUAUACCAAAAACACACUGUCUUACAUAUUGGACCCUUUUACCGAUGCAAAGAGUGUGGAUCUCUGUUACAAGGCCAUGGGGCGCGCUGGAGGCCGCUACUGCUGUUUGGAGAUGUAUCCAGAGUACGUUCUCCAGCGCAAGUCGAUCAAGGUGGGCUUCGUGAUGGGCCCUCUUUUGCUGGGCCACCGGUUGGCGCUGAGCCAGGGCUACGAAAGGGACGAGGAUCCCGAAAUGCGCGCAUUCGGCGUGGAGUGGUAUAAGGACGUGCAGAAGAUGCUUGACCGGGGUCUGUUGAAACGGCACCCUAUCAAACUUUUGGGCGACAGUUUCGAGGCGUUGAUUGAGGGGGUUGAAAUGCUGCAGAGAAAAGAAGUUUCGGGGGAGAAACUGGUGGUUGCCCUCGACAGUGAACAGUCAAAGCCAGUUUUGACGAAGUAG
Messenger RNA from Pyricularia grisea, 1110 nucleotides. RefSeq lists its product as uncharacterized. The record is from RefSeq and is a predicted model, not a curated record. Gene Ontology annotation, molecular function: oxidoreductase activity, acting on NAD(P)H. NCBI's taxonomy places the organism in Eukaryota, Fungi, Ascomycota, Sordariomycetes, Magnaporthales, Pyriculariaceae. The transcript has 2 exons. The coding region runs from base 1 to 1110 and encodes 369 amino acids.